AAACACCCGCUAUGUAUAGGCCUUUACCAAACUGUGAAGAAGCAAAAACUCAAUGAAGCUCAAGCAAAAAGAAACAACUUCACUAGCUCCUCUGCUACCCAAGAUCACACAAACUCCAAAUGAGGGUGCAUCAGUUUCAUCUGCAGUUUUCAACAUAUCAACCUGCAUGAUUGGAGCUGGAAUCAUGUCCAUACCAGCAACUCUGAAAGUGCUUGGGAUCGUUCCAGGGUUCUUGCUGAUUGUGGUGAUGGCCCUUUUGGUGGAUUUGACUGUGGAGUUCUUGCUCAGGUACACACACUCUGGCAACUCAAAUUCUUAUGCUGGUGUCAUGGCUGAGUCCUUUGGGAAGCCUGGCUCAUGGGCUUUGCAGUUCUGUAUCAUUUUGUCCAAUCUCGGGGGUCUCAUCAUUUACUUUAUUGUAAUUGGGGAUGUGCUCACAGGUAGCCAGUCCAGUGAAACAAUACAUUUGGGUAUUCUUCAAGAAUGGUUUGGAAUCCACUGGUGGAACUCUCGGCCAUUUGCUCUUCUUUUCGUUGUGCUUUUCGUUUUGCUUCCUCUGCUCUUGCAGCCACGUAUAGAAUCACUAGGACAUGCUUCAGCAGUGUCCAUUCUUCUGGCAUUGGUUUUUGUUGCUAUCAGUUUGGCUAUGGCUAUUUAUGCUAUAUGGGCAGGAACAACCAUGAAACUGAGACUGUUUCCGGAUAUUUCUAGUACAGAUUCCUUUCUUACACUAUUUACCACCAUCCCGGUCUUAGCCUCAGGCCUCGUCUGCCAUAUUAUUAUUCAUCCAGUCAAGGCAGAGCUGAGUAAAACUUCGGAUAUGAUCUCAGCUGUCCGAAUGUCUCUAUUACUGACUGUUUCCAUUUACUUUGCUGUUGGAUUCAUAGGAUACUUGUUAUUUGGUGACACAAUCAUGUCUGACAUGCUUGUAAACUUUGAUAAAAACUCUGACUCUCCGCUUGGUUUAUUAGUAAACGAUGUAGUUCGUUUAAGCUACUCAAUCCACCUGCUCUUAGUAUUUCCCGUGAUUAACUUCUCGCUAAGGGCUAAUAUUGAUGAACUCCUCUUCCCAAAGAAAAAUCCAUUGGAAUCAGACACCCCAAGAUUUGUGUGCCUUACAUGUGCAAUACUCUCGAUUGCUUACUUGGCCGCAAUAGUCAUUCCCGACAUAUGGUAUUUUUUCCAGUUUGUCGGAUCAACCACGAUUGCUUGCCUUGCAUUUGUAUUCCCAGGUGCCAUUGUUUUGAGAGAUGCCCAUGGUAUAUCGACAAGAAGGGACCGGAUUAUGGCCGUGGUGGUGAUUCUUCUAGCAAUUUUAACAAGUUCAAUUGCCAUUUCCAACAAUUUGUACAGUUGAGUUGAAUAGAAGUUCAUAUUCUGAUUGCAAUGCUCUAUGUUUAUCAAUGAAUAGAAUCAAAGUAUUUAAAUGACUCGAUCAAAUUAUGUAUGUUUGCAAUUUGAACAAGUUCAGCCAUCUGUCAAAUUUUAAAAUUUUGAAUACUCAA
This is a messenger RNA of Daucus carota subsp. sativus, 1505 nucleotides long. RefSeq names its product amino acid transporter AVT6C. The record is from RefSeq and is a predicted model, not a curated record. The transcript is spliced from 5 exons. Bases 53 to 1357 code for a protein of 434 amino acids. NCBI's taxonomy places the organism in Eukaryota, Viridiplantae, Streptophyta, Magnoliopsida, Apiales, Apiaceae. Gene Ontology annotation, molecular function: L-amino acid transmembrane transporter activity. Gene Ontology annotation, biological process: amino acid transmembrane transport.